AUCACACUCCAAUGCUAACUUUCCAAUCAAUGGAGUCAUGCGGGGGAGACAAUCUUGCAACUCUUUCAGCACCCAUCAUGACAGGAGUAUAGUGUUUCUCUUUGCCCAGUACGUUGUUCUGCACGACGCAUGCAUUUAAUUGAACCUGAUCAACAUAGUACCGAGGAUUACGAAGGGAAGCACGGCUCUCCAGCCCGAAGUGCAAGGGAAGCGAAGAUAGAACCGCGCUGUGUGUUUACCGGGUGAGGGUUGCAGGGGAGGCGGGGAUGAAUUUUUCAGCAUGGAUUAUAAUUCUAGGGGCGAUCAGCACCUCAGUUACGCCCACACAACACUAUCAAGUCAAUUGGGGCAGCUCUCCCUGUCCCGGGCGGAGCAGCAGAUGGGGCCAAGAGAGGCUGCCAGCCACGAGGGGAGCAGCACUGGAGGUGUGUACGGGGGCGGCCACCCUUACACCGGCUACCUUCCCCCCACGCACCAGCAGGACACCACACGCCAGUCCACACGGCACACUCGCCAGCAACGAAUGUUUCACCAGCAUAACCAAGAUUUGUUAACUACAUCAAGUCUAACUUUGGACACUCAUGCACUGUCCACCUCCCCUUCCCCUCGCCAGCUGCCAUCCCCCAUCCCACAGGAGUUCACCCCAAAGUCCUUCUCUCCCCUCGGCGCACCCUCAGCCCGGAGCACCAGCCAUGCCCUCUCUCUCUCCUCCUCCCCCAUGAGGUCCACUCUGGGGACGUCUCACCCAGCCUCCCUCAGCCCAAGACCUGACUUGGGCAUAAAUUGUAUGGGUGUCAACAGUCAGUCCUUUAGGCAGGCCAGGUUGGACAGUGUGCAGCUGGCCUCUAGUCUACCUACACAGCUGACAUCCACUCAUUCCUCACAACUGGCAUCUACAAUUCCCUCCCAGCUGCCCUCAAGCCUUCCCCCACAGCAGCUCGCUUCAGCUCUUCCUUCACAGUUGACACCCCCCUUGUCUUCACAGCUGCCCUCAAGCCUGUCACCACAACAGCUAGGCCCCUCCCAGCCUCCCCAACAGCAAGCACUAGCUGGUCCUUACACCUCCACACAGAUGCCCCAGACUGAUCCAGGGGUUGGGUUGUCCUGGCACCCUGCAGCAGGGAGCAGCCCAAUGCAGGGAUACUCACAGCUUCAUGCAGGCUCCACUCAGCAUCCACCCAACAACUUGACUAUGCUAGGAGUCAACCAGUAUUCAAAUCAGUCACUAGUGAAUGGCCAGAUGAGCCACAGCUUACACUUACAGCAAACCUUUCAGUCCCACCACUCACCAUCACAGGUUCAGUACAGCAACAUGGAUUACUCGGGUAUGCAGCAGCAACAACAACAACAACAGCAGCAGCAGCAGCAACAGCAGCAGCAGUACCACCAAAGCUUUGAUCAGCUGCAGUCCAUAACUCAGAACUCAGGGAAUUAUCAGUUUAAUAUUGAUUAUGUGGACAACUCUUAUCCUCAAGGCAUGUACCAGGACUAUUACUAUGGAGACUACCAGUACAGCGAUAAUUACUGCAGCUUUGGAGAAAGCUUCCUGGACCCCAACCAGCUGAAUUCCAUGGCUAUGCGAUCUACCACGCCUUAUGGAGAUGAAACUGUGGAAGAUCUUGGACCAGAGGAGGUGCGUUGGUUUUAUAAGGUGGAGGCUGAUAAGAAAUGGACACCGUUCAUUGGUUACGACUCUCUGCGCAUUGAAUGGAAAUAUCGGGAUUUGCUACAAGAUGUUAGAUCUGAGGAAGGUGGAAGUCCUGCAGGCAAACCCAAGUGGUCUGGAAAUCUCUCCCCGAAGGACAAACAGGAUGGAGCGCAGCAGGAUGUGGACAGGAUAGUGGUGCGUGGAGGCUUGUAUGAAGUGGAUGUGAAGCAGCGGAAGUGUGAGAGCAUAUAUUGGCAAGGUGAGGUUUAUAUUAUAACGCGAGGGACUUGGUUUUACGACACAUGGGGACCAGUGGAAGAUCAUGUGGCAGACCGCAUAGAGAUGGAACAUUUAACUCACUUCAGGGGGCACUUACUGUCUUCACAGAGAUUGGACGACACCACUAAAGAAGCUGUUCACAGUCUGUCGUUAUCUGAAGGAGAUGUCGAAUGGUUUAGUGCUUCUGAGGUGUACCUGACCUCAGAUGCCACACCUUCCCGCCUCAUGCGUUCAGUGGGCAAGAAACUUGGCUUUCAGAGGACUGGGUACAAGCUGCACCGUGGGUACAGUAUAGAUGCAACAUCCAGUGACAAGCCACCUGACAUAAACCACAUUGUUUUUGUCAUCCAUGGCAUUGGACAGAAGAUGGAACGGGGACGCAUCAUAAAGAAUUGCACUGGUUUAAGGGAAAGUGUGAACUACCUGAAGCAGAAGUAUUUCCCUGGCAUGAGCAAGAGCAGCAGUACAGUGGAGUUCUUCCCCGUUGAGUGGCGGUCCUCACUGGUUCUGGAUGCUGGUGUGAUAGACUCCAUCACUCCUCAGAAAAUCCUCAACAUUCGGCAAAUGUUAAAUGCUUCUUUCAUGGACAUCAUGUAUUACAACAGUCCACUCUACAGGGAUGAGAUCAUCAGUGGGUUGACAAAUGAAAUGAACCGCCUGUACACAAUGUUCACUCAAAGGAACCCCUACUUUGAGGCCAACCGGGGCAAGGUAUCCAUGGUGGCACACUCUCUCGGCUGUGUCAUCACUUAUGACAUCGUCACUGGUUGGAAUCCAGCAAACCAGUUUGAUCAGCAGCUUGUGCAGUCUUUGAUCAAGACCCUGGAGGAGGAAAAGAAGUACAAGAGAGAUUAUUCCACGGGCCUUAGAGAAGAACUACAAGUACUUCUCAGUAAUCACAAAUGCAGUCAUUCCCAACCUUCAUUAAAUUUUAAGAUAGAGAAUUUCUUCUGCUUGGGAUCUCCUCUGGCAGUCUUCUUAGGCCUAAGAACUAAACCUUCAGGUGAAACUACUGACAUAAUCCCCCAGAAGCUGUGCAAGCGUCUGCUCAAUAUCUUCCAUCCAGCCGAUCCUGUGGCUUACAGGAUUGAGCCUCUCCUCUGCCCAGAGUACUGCAAUAUUUCUCCAGUCCUCAUUCACUCAUACAAUGCAGCUGAGAAGUUGCCAUACAGUGAAAUGCCUUUGGAACCCAUUGGAAUUGCAAGCCGUGAUAAGGAAAAGGAAAGCAAAGAAGCUGGAGAUAAGUCAAGAGCAGAUUCUGAAUGUAACACUCCUGUCUCGUCUGUCCCCAGCACUCCAGUGAAAGGAGGAGCAAGUUCAUGGAGUCUUUGGGGACUUAUGAAAGGGAGCAAGAAAUCAAGUGACAGUGGCUCCACCAUCCCAGAAGUAGCAUCAGUCCUGCAGGAAGGAAGAAGUCUCAUGGAGCGGAUGGACUUUGUGCUGAGGGAAGGAAGUAUGGAAAACAGUUAUAUCUCAGCAGUUACCUCCCACACUUCAUACUGGACAAACUAUGAUGUGUCACACUUUAUCUUAAGUGUGCUGUACCCUGACUUACAGCCACCCACCUCAGCCAGCAAGCUGGAGAUUAGUCGCCCAUAACUCUGGCCAGUGCCUCGCUCCACCCCUUUGUGUCUGACAAAAGGAAGACUGAGGAGAGUAAAGGUGAUUGGAGGGAAAUGCAUACAUCAUGAGCUGUAUGUAUUCUUGAUGGAAAAUACCAUGUAAUUCUGGUUUUUCCAUAAAAUAAGGUUUGCUUGAAUAUGCAGAAAUGACAGUCUCUCCUCAGCAUGAACUAUAUGAUGGGAGAAAACAAUUUGCUCUUUUCUUUUCUACUCUAUUAGAAUAACAACAAAAUGUUUUGUCAUCAGAUAAGUUUAGGUAGACUGAACUUUUACUGAAUACUGGCUUACCAUUGGUCAAAAGCCUUCAUGUUAAUCAAAGUCAUAAGGGGAAAAAGCAAGUACAGUGUUCACUGAUCCCCUUCUCCAGCCAGCCAUUCUUGUAAUUUUUUUGUUGUUGCAUUCAUACUAAAUGACUUUAUUUUUUCUUUUUCUAGAAGAAUUACCCUGUGACUGUGAAUUCCUGUGAAUGACAUUUUUAGCAUUUGCUGGGUCUGUGCCCCAGCUCAUUAUGAGAAAAGGGGUUAUGGUGGUAAUGAAUUCAAUGUGAUAUUAUUCUCACCACAAGAUGGUUUCAAGUAGAAUUACAAACUUGAUAUUUUCUGGCACAAUGCUUGAACAUAUUUAUCUGUUCUUAUUUUGUAUUGUCUUACUUUCUUGAGAUAUACUAAUACAGUUGUUGAAUGUUUACAGUAAAUCAUAAAGGUAUCCACAACCUUAGGCUGAUUCCACUAAUACUCUUAGCUAUGUAGAGUUGGUACUGUCAGCAACAUUUACAGGGUUGUGAAUGACAUUCUUGAGCUUGAAUAGCAUGUAGUUGCAUUCAACACUAUCAGCACUAGAGAGUUUCCCAGACAAAAUGAUCAGUCAAUAAUUGCAGAUCUGAGCUGCUAUAUCAAAGGUGCCCAGCUUUGGUACCCUAGGGUUUUCAUGAAGUCAUCAAGCAAUCAAAAUUGCUGGUCCUUUUUUUUUUUCUUUUUUUUUUUAGCUUGGGUGUUCAUGUUUCUAAGAAUUAAGCCAGUUACCACACCAUGCUGGCUUAGGGUGUCUUUGAGGAACACAUUUGGUCUGAUUCCUAUGAGUGGACCUGCCUAGUAUUGUUGCAACUGUUUAUUUAAGCUCCUUUGAUAGUUGAAAUCCACAGACCUCUUUAUUACAUUAAGGUUGUGUUCCACUGAAGAGUUUUAUAUUGUACAGUAUACACAGUGGGCUUCAAGAUUCACGGGUUCAGCAUUCACAAUUUGAUUAUUUGCAGAUUAGCAUCAGAAGAGAAAUGUGUGCAGAAGAAAUUUUUUCACAGGUUGUCUCCCUCACCCUCACUCAUGCCAUGACAAUGUUUGUGUUAACAUCAUUGCCAUAUUUUCACUAUUGCUGCUAAGAGACCUUCCAAGACACAUUGCCAAGUUUGUAAGAUUACAAAACAAGUGUAUUUGUUUUUUUACAGCAUUAACAACAUGGAGGUGGAAAGUUAGGGUGUGUUGUGAUGAUGCAGCAUUGGCAUCAAGUUGGUGAUACCAAGUAGUAGGGAAGGUGGAGAAGGAGGCCACACCACAAUAUUCAUUACUUUACUUUCUCUUAUUAAAUAUUAAACAAAAUUGUUUGUAAAUACAAAUGCUUUGCUUUACUUUAACAAGACUGUAGGGUGGUUAGGAGUGUUUUUAGGGCCACACCACAAUAUUCAUUACUUUACUUUCUCUUAUUAAAUAUUAAACAAAAUUGUUUGUAAAUACAAAUGCUUUGCUUUACUUUAACAAGACUGUAGGGUGGUUAGGAGUGUUUUUAGGGAGCACACUAAUUAUUUACAGAUUUUCAACAUUUGCAGAUGUCUGUUACCUAACUCCCGUGAAUGUUGAUAGCCAAAUGUAUGUAUAUGUAUAUAAAUAAGUGGUAACAAAGAAGCAGCCAGAAACCUGAAGAGAACAACUAUUAUUUAAAAAGGAUAAUUCUACAAAUGAUUUUGGUCUUAUCCAAUCAGAACAUUGACAUUAUUUCUCAUUACUUGUAUUCAAGCUUGAAAUGGUUCAUUGCCAAAAUUUCAAAAUAGUUAUUGUAAGUAUGUGAACAUUAAUACAUUCUUUUCUAAAGUGUUAACAUAUAAUUAAGUCUGAUGUGUUUUAUGCAUCAAUUGGCAGGUUAUUUCUAAUAGUGGGGCCUCAUUAAUUCUGGAGGAAGUCAUAGAAUGAGAUUCAUUUGAAAAAAAAUGUAAGCACAAAAGUUGUAUACAUAGUUGAUUGACAGAAGGUAAUUUAACAAUAUGUAUGAAAUAAAAAAAAAUAUGAAGAACUUAAAGGAAAUAUGCACAGUUUUUUGCAAUACAUAAUGUGCUAAAGAUUGUAUAUUGCAAAAUGUAAAGUUUUCAUUAUACUUUAAUAAUUUUGCUUAUAAGAAGUUUUAAUAUAUUUGAAUUACUUUUGAUAUUCAAUAUCUAGUCAUGUAGAGUAAGAAAUUUGCUUUUUCCAGUUCUUACAUCAUAAAAUGAUCAAUAAAUUUUAUUUGAUGCACAACUUUCAGGUGAAAGCAGAUACCUGGUACAGCACUGUGUAUUUUGUUUUGUCAUCUGAUAUAUUCAUAAUAAAAGGUUGUUGUUAUGCUGAAAUUAGGCAAAAAUGUAUACAUAGACACUGCCUUGUUGUAUACUUAGAAGAUUCGUAACAGAACAGUGGAUUCUGUUUGAAAAAGAAAAUGUUUUUAAAGGAAGAUAUUCUUGUUAGAAUUACAGCAUCAUCAAAUUGUGUUAAGUGAUUUUGACAGGUAUGCAUCAGAAAAUAUGUGCAUUUGCUGGCAAAUAAGACAUUUGUCAGGGGAGAGUAUAAAAGUUCACCCUACAUCCUUUGCACCUGUAAUGAAAUUACUUUCAAGAAAAAUUAUUUUGGAAAACAUGGGUGCAUGUUACAGCAGUUGUCUUAUAUGGUGGCAAAUGUUGCACUUGUUAUACUGUGCUGUUAUGGUUAUGAAUACCUUCAUUAUUUAAUGAAGGUAACAUGUGCAGUGUGAUCUGUAUGUUGCACCGUCUGUUAAUAAUGCAAGAUGGGGGCUAGACAUCCAUCUGCAGUAUUAUUAUGUCUCAGGCUGAAGUUUCUUGAUAUUCAUACUGUAUUUCUUCUUACUUUGUUAUGUUUUGAAAUUUAUGGCUAUUUAUAGCAAUUUUCGUCUGAUACAGUAGAUCCUAUGAAAAACCUUAGAUAUUUGUCUUUGAAUGAGUAACUGAGGGCACAGGAGUUAACUCAAGGGACUUUUUUUCCUGAGCUUGAAAAAGAGUACAAUGAUUUAUAUUGAGUUCUUCAUACAAAGUUUGUGUCAAUUGUCAUUAGUUUUACACUUGCAUAUACAGAAAUACUUUGUGGCUCUGCAGACAUUUAUUUACCAUAUCAAUUUGUCAUACCACAUUCUUAUCUUUUGUGGAUCAUAUCAGUAAUUUUGCUCAUUACAUCCAGAAUCCUAUCUUAAAAUGUUUUGUUCUUACUAUAAAAAAAUUGGUUUGAGACACACAUAUAUCAUAAAUCUUCACACUAUUACUUAUUCUUUAUUCAUUUUAAUGUCUCUGCAGAGCGAUCCAUCAUCACUUUUAGGUUUUGCUAGAGGUAAGGUUAUAGUUUUUCUUCAGCAGAAGGAACUGUCACUACCCGUAGUGUUCCUGGAUUCCAACACGUGGACACCAAUGUUUACCUUGUGAAUCUGAGCCCUAGAGUUAAUGCCCACAUAUGUUUAUAUGGUGUUGUCAUUUUCAGCUUUAAGAUUGUUGAUAUUCAAGCACUGUCUUGAAACUUUUAUAUCUUGACUAGAAUUAAAAGUGUUGCAAUUUUCUAAGGUUCUACUGUAUAGUGUUCUAGUCAGUGCAUAGUUUGUUGUUUUCAUGUCUGUGAUUAUUUGUUGCAUACUGUGUUAUAGUCUUACCCACACCAUUUUGUGCUCAUUUGUUGCACCCUUAGAUGAAGUGACUUAUGGUAGUAAUUUUUUGCACUCCUAGAUAAAGUGACUUAUACUAGAAAUAGAGUCCAGUAGACAGUUUAAGCUUAAUUAGCAUACUGCAAUGGAGCCUCUGUGUAGACCUGAUAUGCUCAGGUCUUGGGGCUGACCUAGUCUGUGAUAUGCUCAAAGCCUCUGUCUUAGUCCUCAUUCUGUCUUCUACUUAUAAUUCUGUCAGAAGCUGAUAUAAUUUUACUUGUUCAUAUUGCUUUGAAAAACAAGGCUAUUUGUUGUUAUUUAAGAGUGCCUGCCCAUUUGAUUCUAAAAGCUAUGGAACAACAGAUAUGCUUUUGUGAUACAGUUCAGAUUUGCUGGUAUAAUUAAGUGCAGCAAUGUUUUCACUAUGGACUGUAGAUGUGAUAUUUAUUGAAGGACUCUCACCUCCAUCUCUCUGAUAUCUAAAAUAUAGUCAUCUUCAUAUGGUCAUAUGGCAUCUUUGUGAUAUAGUGGCUAGUGCACCAGGCUGUAAGCCACAGGUGCUGGUCUGAAUUCAGGCUGGAACAAUCUGUGUACAGUUCAUCCAAGUGUUCGUCUUUCCUUCAAGUUUGUUGAUGAAUGGAUAUCAGGGGAAGAUGAACCAUGAAAACCAGGAUGUCACAGUGGCUCUGUGUCCCAGGCUAAGGGAUAUCCACUGCAGGCUCAGGGUUCAGUGAGAUGUGGAUAGGCUAAGGCCACAUGCAACAAUACCUUUUACAAAGGUAUUGUAUGGGCAGUCAGUCAUAUACUUUACCCAUCCUACUUGAUCUCAUGCAGUCUGUAUUAGAUGAUGCCUGGAUGUAUUUCAUUACCAAAGCAGAGAAAACAGGUUAGCUUACAAAAAUAUUACUGAAAGAUAACAGAAAACACAUUUUAAAGAAUACAUGUAGUUGACAAUCAAAUGGCCUUGAUAUGAGGUACAAAUGAAUAACACUCAGCAGCUGGUACUAUAAAGUUCUCAUUACUGUUACUAAAAGCAUCCUGAAUUCUAAUCUGGUAUACCAGAAAUUUUAUAUAUAUAUAGUAGGGUUAUUUUCUGCAAAUGUUCUGGACAAUUAGAACAUGUACUGUAGGCUAAGGACAGAAGCUUACAUUUUCCUCUUAAUACAACAGAAAUUGUCAUGAAGAUUGGCAAGACAAAUCAAUAGGAAUAGCGUGUGUGUCAGAGGAUUAGAUGAUUGACACCAAUGUGAAUGGUAACAGAUAUCUGUGGCAAAGCAGUGAAAGGCUUGAACAAGAGUGGCCAUAUCAGAAGAGUCUUGCCUUGUUUUUGGUGCUCCUUUAGAAAGAAUGUUCACCAUGAGAUUAGUAAGACUGCAAAAAAAAAGAGAGAGACUGAGACUGGUGAGUGUUUUUUUUUACAUUGUGGUGGCAAAUGAUGACGAGAUUUAUGGCCUCAGCAAAUAUUCAGUGAUGGAGUCAGUCACCUCCCAACACCCUGUUAGAGGCUAUAUGGUCAUUGUUACAUAGUCUCAUAGGAUUCUUUAUUAUUUUAUCUUAUAACCCAUUCUGCUUGUAUAACCUCUGUACAAAGCCACAAUGGAGGUACUAAGCUUUGAACCACACACAUAAACUGGACAUUAUGUUAUUGAUUACUAAAUAGCAAUAGUAUUUAGCUUCAUAAGUGAUCAUUGCAGGCACAGUCCUAGUUGUCUCUUCUAUGCCACUUAGACUGAUCACAUCAGUAUCUGAACUUAUGAUUCUGACAGUAAAUAUAAGCAGAAGACAGAGGCAAGACUAGAUUCUUGUGAUGACAAGCAAGGGGGAAGACUUGUAUAAAACUUCCUUUCACUGGAAUAUUCCAUGACUCUCUCUUAUUGUCAACAUUAAAUUUCACUCUAAGAAACUUGGCUGUUGUUCAGCAUCAAUACAUAUUAAUUCUUAUAAUAAUUUUCUGUAGAGUAAUUUCUUUCACUUUCUUGUUUUUGUGAAAAUAGCAAUUAGUAAAUAAAAGAGACGAUUUUGGCACAAAUGUCAGUUGUAUCAUCAAACUGCAUGAUUAUUUUAAUGGAAUUGAAAGUGUACGUGUGUGUGUGUGUGUGUGUGUGUGUGUGUGUGUGUGUGUGUGUGUGUGUGUGUGCGUGCGUGCGUGCGUGCGUGCUUGCGCGUGUAUGCGUGCACGUGCGUGCGUGCGUGCGCAUGUAUGCGUGCAUGUGCGUGCGUGCAUGCGUGAGUGCGUGCAUGCUUGUGUGUGUGUUAAUAUUAAAUUUUCUACAUACUUUGCAGAAAUUGACAUGGUGAUGCUCUGUUCCAUUCUUCCUCCUCUGAGCCUCAGCAUGAUGUUGUGAGUAAGUUGCAUACUAAAUUAUAGAAAACAAUGUUCAUCUUUCAGUUUAAUUAUUUGAUUUUAAUUCUAUAAUUUUCUAGUUUUAUGUAAGUAGAUUAAUCCUUCUGUUUUCAUUUUUCAUUUUUCAUAUUCUAAGCUACAUUGUUUGGUGUAUCUUUUCCAAGUAAUUUGGGUUAAAUGAAAAAUAUCAAUCUGAGUGAAUGGAGGGCUAUUUAAAAAAGGGUUGUAAUCAACUAGCAUAGCUUAUUUCUUGUACAGAGAACUGGUGCUUAGUAUUAACAUCAUACUCCUGAAUACAAAAUCACUCAUCAGAUAAUCAGGAAAACUGGAUUAUUAACAUAUCACUGGGUUCAAUUAUAGGAGAUGACCAUCACACCUGCAGAGUUCACCAUCACUUGAUGCGGUGUUCAGUGCCAUGGAUACACAUACUGUACUGUUAUUAUAAAGUUAAAGAAAAGCUAAUAAAUACAAUUUACUUUGUAGUGCUUGGCUGGUACAAUGGAAGCAUGUGUGGCUGCUAUUCUGUGGUUUUGAAUUCAAGCCCCACUCAGGCUGAAGUCUUUUCACUUGUCAGACAUUGUUGCUCCUAUGAACAAGGGGUAAGGAGUUGAGUUAGCCACUUGGUCUUUCUGCUGAUACAACCAUAGCCUAGGCUGACUCAGGUCUUAUGUGAAUGAAGAGGAGCCCUGAGAUACCAGUCAUGCAUAUGAUGGAUAACUUAAGUGUUCACAUUUUCCCAUCACUCUUGUCACCCAUUAGUGACCUUUAACCUUUAACUGUGGCAGAAUGGUUUGCUUCUUGUAGCUUUAUGGUAAGGUUCAGCUGUUAAAACCAAGGCAACAAGAAUCCUCAGAAUAAUGUAACUGUAGUCACCACAGACUAGAACGAUUCAGGAGUUUUGGCUGUGUCUCCAACCUCUUUUUGGCAGGUUAACUGAUUGGUCACACAUAAAGUUCUUGCCACUUCCUAAAUUUUUUUAUACAUAAGAUAUUUUCAAUCUCCAUAUCUCUUACCCUUAUCCUAACUUUUUUUUAUAUCAAUAGGAAAACAAUAAUAUUAUCAAAGUAUUAACUAUAAAAAAAAUUGUGAAAACAAUGUAUGUAUACUAAUUCAUAUGACUAGACAUGCACCAUGUUGAAAUUUAUUUCCACAACUUUUUCUAAUUAUUACUGAUGGUUCACAUUGAUAAUUUUGAAACUGACUUACAGCAAGGUUUUCAGAGUUAACAUUAUUUAAGUCAAAACAUACUUUUAUUCUUUUAAUAUUUUAUCCUGUCAUUGGAUGCAAACUCUUAUUUUUGCCUAAAGUGUUCCAUAAACAUUUAUUAUUAUUAUUAUUAUUAUUAUUAUUAUUAUUAUUAUUAUUAUUAUUAUUAUUACUAUUAUUAUUAUUAUUAUUGUUAUUAUUAUUAUUAUUAUUAUUAUUAUUAUUAUUAUUAUGAAAAUGCAUGCAAGGGCGUCAAGGAAAAAUUUUAAAACCAAUGUAGACCCAAGCAGGGUCCCCCCUAUGGGCAAACAUGAAUGUGAAAAAUUAAAGAAGGAAAAAGUAAAAUAAAAGAAAAGUGAUAAAUACUUACUAAGUUAAUAGAAACUUUUAUUUUAAAUUUAUCUAUGGCAGCUUCAGAAACAGUUUCAUCAAGAAGUAGUUUCCACACUUUAGUCAAAUUGAGGAUAAAUGUAUGGUAAUAUUGGUUGGUUGAACAAAAAACCUGCUGAAAAGCAUGCCCACUGAAAUGUUAAUUAUAUUGUGUUUGACAAACAGGGAUAAACUGAGGUGGCAAUGCUCUGUGAAGAGGAUGUUCAUUAUUAUUGACAAUUUUAAUAACACUCUUAAAUAAUAACUUAAUAACAAAUGAAUACUGUCCAAACCCUGAAGAGAAAAUAAGGACAUUAAACAAAAUUAUAGUGAUGACAAUAAAUGGAUUGAUUUAACAUUGCACAAAUCAGCUCAUGUCACUGUCAACAUUAACAGUGGUUGCUGAAAUUAUUUCAUUACACAAUACUAAUGUAUUGUCCAUAGUAAUGUGUUGUCUCUGUGAUAGUUAAGCAACAGUUCCCCGUAUUAGAAACUAAGAAGUGUUAAAUCUAAAUUCCUCCAUCUAUCUUAGCAUGAUGAGAAUGGUGAAUAAAAUGUUAUAUAUUUAUUUCUCUCUCUUAUAAAAUGUGUAAUAUUUAAUGCUGAAUUACUUAUGAUGUUAUAGCAUUUUGAUGUGCAUGGUAAUGAUAUAGUUACAGAUGACUAAUUAUAGUAUAACAGUUUCCACCUGAACCUUUCUAGCUGAUUUUCUGAGACGUUGAGUGUAGUACUUUUGAACAUAUAAAAUAUUCCAUUAUUGUUGCAAUAAUUUGUUUACAUGUAUUAAUAUUCAGCUUGUAGCUGGUCAAGUGUAUCUGUGAUGUGUACAAUGAAGAAUGUAUGUUAGGUGGCUGUGUCACUUUAGUAUGUGUAUGACAGCAGUGCUACCCUAGUAUUAGGCACGCUGGGACAGCAGCAGCAGCAGCAGCAGCAGCAGCAGCAGCCAGGUGCAUUAGUCCAUCAGUCAGUCAAUGUCUUCCCUUUAGGUCAUUCAUUAAAGAUCUCUGUAAGACUCAUAGGGAAAAGUGUAACAUUCAGGUACUGAACUUGUCCUACAUUAUCUACAUUUCUUAUACAAAUGUAUGUAUCUUACUCUACUUUUGGGUGAUUCCUGUUUUAUGCUGCCUCUCACCAUGCAAGUCGAGUGACUUUGCAUUAUUCAUUUUACUUGAGUCAAUUAUACAGAAAAGUAAAAAAAGUUACUUGUCACCAUUCAGGUGCAGACACUCAUUCUUUUACAGUAUUUCAUGCUAUAUUGUGGAUUCUGCUGCAUGUGAGACAGAGGAAUGAAGUAUGAGUACAUGGACUCAUUACAUUCCAGGAUUUUAUUUAUUUAUUUAUUUAUCUAUUUAUUUUAUUUAUUUUUAUUUUAUUUAUUUAUUUAUUUAUUUAUUUAUUUUUAUUUUAUUUUAUUUUUUAUUUUAUUUUAUUUUUUUAUUUUUUUUCCCUCCUUUUUUGGUCACAAGCCAUGUACUGCUAAAUCACUUAUGCAUGUGCUCCUGUUUCUUUAGAGUGACAAAGUAGGUUUCCAAGAAACAGUCGUUUUUUCUCACUACAUAUCUAUUAAGAACAUGACCUUAGAUCUCCAGCCAUUAGGAUCAUAGAAACUCCCCAAACAAGUUCAUACUCCAGCUCUAUAAUGGUUCCUCUCAGGUGACUAAAAAUACAGAUAUCAUCAUGUUCAUUACCUGACUGAACUCCCCUCACCGUAAUCUGGCUUGACUCAAGACCCUUAUGGUUAACAAUUUCCUGGAAAAGUUACAUACCAAGUAAUAUUACCAUGAACAGUCAAGUCAUAUAGACAAAACCUGAAGUGAUGAGAGUCAUUUGUUUGGUGUCACUGCAGCCAUACAUAUGUAGAUACAUAUAGUAAUCUUUCAAAUCUGAAAUACUCUAUUAUUGGCAAGCAUAAAAUGAAAAAUUGUAGAAACUAUCAUAUAAGAAAAUAGAGCCUAUGGAUGCUCAGCACUUCAGAUCAGCUUAUGCCAUGAUGAUUUGACAUAUAAAAUUUAUGUGCCUUGAUAUUAAAUUAUUAUUAUUAUUAUUAUUAUUAUUAUUAUUUUUAUUUUUAUUUUUAUUUUUUAUUUUAUUUUAUUUUAUUUUAUUUUAUUAUUAUUAUAUUAUUAUUAUUAUUUCUUUUUUUUUAUUUACUUUUUUUCAUUUCCAUAUUUGGUAGAUACUGAUGCUUCAGUUUGAAGGGCUUGAAAAUGUUUAGAUGACAGUCAUUACAUAAAAAUAUGACAUAAAACAAGUAAGUGAAGACUUUGGUUGUUCCUAUUUAUUUAAGAUGGGUUAAUGUUAUGGCUAAGAAAUUAAAAUGUUACUGAGUAUAAUAUGAACAUUUCUAGAGAAACAUAAUGAUCCACUGUUCCUCGUCUUCCUUCAUCUGAAGGUUGUGUCAUGGAGUACAGUUGAAGUGGAGUAAUUUGUAAGCCAUUUGUUAUCACACCAGGUAUGGUGCAGUAAUUUCAAUACUUGGUAUACAUGCACAUGGUAAUGCUGUCACUGCAAUGCUCUCACUCGCUGAUUGGCUAAAAUAUUCACGUUUUUUUUCAAAUAUAUGGUAAAUUGACUUUGCAUUUUAUCAGUGGUUUUAUACAAAUAAGUAUAAUGUUAAUACUUCUAUGCAAUGUAACUUUUUAUCUAAUGAAUACAUGGUAGAAGGGGAUAGAAAGUUAAGAAGCAUGUGGAAAAAGAGAAAACAGAUGGAGUUAGGCUGAAAGUUAAGUAAUGAGGAUGACACAUGGUAGGGGAAUGAAUGUAGAGUUAAAUAUUAAGCUGCUUGAGGAAAUAAUAUUUAAUAAUACUGGAAUGAAUACAAUAAGGUGGUCUUGUGAAAAAUUGGUCAGCUGAAAAUAUGGAAUAUAGGAGUAUGAGAAAGACAGAAUGUAAUGGGGAUGAGGUUUCUGAGGAAAAGAUACAAAGGGGAGCUGGUGUUGUAAGGAAGUUGGCUGAUUGAGCAAAGAAAGGAAUGUUAUGAUAGAUUGGGUUUGUAGAUAGGAUGAAAGAAGAACAAUAGUGAGUAAGGUAACUUGACUGAAUGUGAAAAGUGCAUGGCUAGGAAGACAACAAAUGUAAGAGGGGCACUGGCUGAAGACAACAAAAUUUAUACAUUUAAAAAAGGCCCAUUUAGGUGUCAACAUCCAAAGAAAGAGAGCCAAAAGGAUUAACCAAAACUAUUAAUGAAUUUUUAAUUAAGGAUGUGUGUAUAUUAGGUACAUGUAAAGCUGUGUGAAGCAAGAUAAUUUUAUUUAGAGGGCAGGCUGUGACUGCCUCCUUAUGUUGUGAGACACAAUAGAUAUUCAAGGAGGUCACAGCUGGGUCAUAGAUAAGUUUAUAGCAACCUUGAUCCAGUGCUUGUGAGACCUCACUAAGAGUGAUUACCAUUUUGGCAAGGAAGAAAAGAUCAUUAUUAUUUUUAGGAAUGAUAACAGUACACAGUAAACAUGAAGCUUAAAAAAAUGGCAAUACAAAAUAUCAUCAUCCCAACAGACAUGCAAUGCAGAAUGAAUCCUGUGAAAAUGAGACAUGAAAGAGGUGCCUUUAAUGUAAAGAGAAUGGACAGAAAGGGCAACAAAAGUGCAUGUGGAAGAGCAGCAUGUCUAGAAAGGAGACAAAAUUAAUCACUUAAUGAUGGAGAUUUUGAAAUUAUAUGAUUAUGUGAACAGUAUGGCAUUGCACAAGUAAGACAAAAUGUGUAUGACUGUAGGUGCAUGAAACUGAAUUUGUUAAAAUGAAAAAGGGAGAAGGGAUUGCAGUAUAUAAGUAUAUAGACAAGAACAGGUAGAGUUCUGCUGUAGCCACUGGUCAAGGAAGCUCUCUGCAACCUGCAUCAGUAACAGUGGCUGGAAUUAUAGGAUUGGAAAACUGUAUAAUGUAUGUGUCUUGCGCACUUAUAAAUUGUCGUCAUUUUUUAUUUUUUAUUUUUUAUUUAUUUAUUUUUUUUAUGACUAAAAAUAUUUAAAAAAUUCCAGAUUUGUGAGACUACUGCAUGUCACUUUAAUCAUUACUAUUGAUCUUCUUAUGGUGUAUCACUCCCAACAAAUGAAAGAAAGAAUGUACCAAUUUUGCAAAGUGUGAUUUCCUCCCCAAAAUAUUAUGUACGAGUAUACGUAAAGACCAUGUAUAACAGUGGUGUUCCAGCUGUAAUGAUGAAUGCAUGACUUGUUGACUGUGUGUGAUGCUACUACAGUUUCUUAGUGUAUUAGGAAUCACAGAACAUAAUGAAUAUUAUAGAGAACAAAAUUGAUGUAAAAAUUGGGUAUUUGGAAAAAAAGAAAGAUUUGUUUAGUAAUAUGCAAGUUGACUUGACUCAGCAUUUUAUUUUUCCAUGAAAGCAAUAACAUAUGCUAGUGGUGUAUAAUUAAGAUGCUCUAAUCUAGUAUCAGCUGUACUUGUGAUAGCAUCAGGUUAUUGUUUGUUGUUAUAGGUAUAAGAUUCUUAAGGAUACCUAAUGGCAGGGGAAAAAAAAUUACUCUUAGAUAAAUUCAUAGUACCCCUUGAUCCAGUGUUUGUGAAAUCUCAUUGGGAGUAAUUACCAUUUUAGCAGGUGCUACUGCCUCCCAAGACAAGAGUGAUGCCUCCUGAGAAAGAGACAAUAGCAGUACACUGAACCUUUAAUUGAUGAAAUUUUAAAAACAUAAGUGUUGAAUGGCAUCUUUGUUCUAGCAGUGGUUUUCAGUCUUUUUCCUCUCAUGUUCACUAAGCCAGGUGCUAAAAUGGGUGAUGAACACCAUCAGUAUUUAAAAGUGGAACUAAUGAAUGCUAAUAAACCUUCAUACAUUAAGCAUGUUAAUUAUUGCUAAUUAUUUAUUGUCUUUUAUGGAUUAUAAUUAAGAUUUCAUUUUAAGUUUACUUGGAACCAUUGCUUGGUUUGCUAGUUUCCUGCCACAAACAACAUAGACUGGAUAUGGUUCCUCUUCCCCAGAUGAAGUGAUUCUGAAGGACAAGUAGUCUUCUUUAUACUGCUACACAGCUGACUUGGGAGUAAGGGUAUGUGCAGAGAACACUGGCUUUCUUGCACGAACAACUAGUGCCAACCCAUGGCAAGAAUUACACUAUAUAUACAAGUGUAAGCAUGCACAGAGGAAGCUGUCUGGAGUGUGUCAGCACAGGCAACUUGCUUCUACCAGCUAUCCUUAUUCCCCUAGACAGCUUUCCUUAUUCCCCUGGACUAUUCUUGCCUGCUCAACUCACAUGAAUAGAUGUCUAGCAGUAUGGACAUUUCAUUAUAUAGAUUUAGUACCAUAUUAAAUUUGUUCUGGAAUUUAAUUUCUGCAUAGUUAAGAGUUAUGACUGGUCAUUUUUCUGGCAGAACAAACUAUCUAUACUGGUUACUCCAGAUUUUUACCAGGUGAAGCUCAAUUUUCUUGAGAAUAUAAUCAGAAGUAUUUUGGCUUAUCCAUGUGUACUCAAAUCUUCUCAAGUGUCUUUUUUUUUUUUUCACUAAAAAGAUGAUGUUCUCCAUACUGUUUUGUUUUUGUGAUUUAUUUCAUGUAUUUCUCCUUUUCUUCUUUUAAGUUUUGCAUGAGUAUUCCCAAGCAACAUUAGCUCAUCAUCAGCCAAUGAGCCUGACAUUUUUUACUUCACUGCUGGUGAAUCACAGUUAACAAAUAAAUCUACUACAGCCUCCCUCCUCACACUGCUCAGACCAGAUUACAUACUUGCGUCCUUUGUGAUCACCUACCAGUGCCUGAAACCAGUGUGGGGCAGCCUCUAUCAGUGCUGGUUUCUCAAGCAAGAAAACCAGCGUUCUCUGUGCACGCAUCCCUACACUGCCUGUCCUAAUUGUCUCGCUUCCAGAACUAGUUCCUGUCACGGUAGCUUCACUGCCCUUAUCCUUUAGUGUUCAUUUCCAAAUUACAGAUUGAUCCAUAUAUAUGAGAUCUGAAAAACGAAAACAUCAAUUGGUGCUAAUUAUAAUUAUAAUUAAUUAUAUAUAAUAUAUUUAUAAGUAUACAAAUAAAGAAAUAGUUAUGUUUACAUUUUUUUUUUUUUUAAUGUGACUUGUAGCUAAACACUUAAGAGCAUCCUUCUUUUACUUUUAAAACCAUGCAAGGAAGAGUGGUGCUGGACAACAUAUCCAGUUGCUGCUGUGAUGGAGGCCUAUCCUAUCUUAAUCCAACCUGAUCUAACUUAACCUAACCUUAACUUUAACUUUAACCUGCUUCAGUCAGUCAGUUCAAUGGUCCUUGGGCCAGCAGCAGCAGCUGCUGUUGCUGCUUCUUGCUCUGAUGCUGGUGCUGCUUGUUCUUCUAAUGCUGCUUCUUCCUCUGAUGCUGCUACUUCUUCCUCUGAUGCUGCUGCUUCUUCCUUUGAUGUUACUGCUCCUUCCUCUGAUGCUGCUACUUCUUAUGCUGCUGCUGCUUUUUCUGAUGUCUAUCCUUCCUCUAAUGCUAUUUCUUCCUCUGAUGUUGCUUCUUCCUCUGAUGCUGGUGUUGCUUCUUCUUCUGAUGCAGAUGUCGUUUCUUCUUCUGAUGCUCCUUCUUCAGCUGUUGGUGUUGUUUCUUCUUCUGAUGCUCCUUCUUCAGCUGUUGAUACUUCCUCUUCUUCUUCUAAUGCUGCUGUUUCAUCCUCUGAUGGGGUCUCUCCUAUUACUCUCCAAAACUGUACUUCCAUUGCCCAGUCAAACUCUUCCAACUUUUUCAAAAUCUACCUUUCCUUCCUCCUGGAAAUUUGCCUAUAAGCAGCCUAUUCCUAAAAAUGAAAACUACUCUUAUCUCUCAAACUACCAUCCUAGUGCUCUUAUUUCUAGCUUCUCUAUAGUUUUUCAAUGUGUCCUGAACAGGAAGAUUCUUAAACAUCUAUCAUUUCAUAAUCUUAUAUCAGAUUGACAUAAUGGGUUUCAUUGUGGCCACUACUGAUGAUCUUCCAACUUUCUUUACCAAGUCAUGGUCAUCUUUUAGGGAUUUUGGUGAAACUUUUGCUGUUACCUUAGACAUAUCAAAAGCAUUUGAUAAAGUCUGGGAAUUUUCAAACUACCCUCCUACAUAUCAUAUCCUUCUUUCUGUAUCCAGUUACAUAAUCUUUUUCUUGUUUAUUCACUUUAUUAUUUGUCAAAUCACAUCACCAUUCUUUUGGCAAUUCACCUCAUUAUCUUACAUAAGCAAAGCUUAGCAGAUACUAUUACAAUUUAAUUCUCUUUCAUCCUCAGUAACACUUACAAAUAAAUAAUGCUUAGAGGGAAAAAAUAACAUUUCCUUUCAAUCCAUUUUAUUACAACUACUGUACAAACCAUAUAUGAAAAUACUUUCGAGGUAAUUCAACAUGUAUUCUUCAUAAAUGUUUAUCAAUAAGGAAUACUGACUUGUCAAGCAUGGACCUCAAACCUAUUUCAUCAUUAAAACUUUUUAAAAUUGUAAUAAUUUUAAGCAUACAUGAAGAUCUUUUCCUUUUUAUAUUUAUUAUAGUAUGUAUUCUAACUUUACUUGAUAUUGUACAUUUAAUACACAUAUUUUUGUAAAAAUUUCUCUCAGGUAGCACACCUAAAACACACAAUAAGUCAUCUUUAAACAAGGAACAAAAAUACUAACAUAUAUAAAUGGCAAGAAGCAAGGAUAAAAUAAGUGAUGUGGAAGGUUUAGCAUGUCUAGCCAUAGAGGAAUGAACUGUGGCAGUUGUGUUGCUGACUAGAUCACUUGCAAAGAACUAGAUUGACUAUGAGCUUUGAUCUAAAUUUUGUCACAUACAAGUUUGAGUCAGGCUCAUGUGGCUUGCACACACGUUUUUAUGCAACAUAUCUUAAGUUUGGCCAUGAAGCCAAAGUAAAACACACUGAUUUGAGUUAGACUGAUAUGAUGUGAUGCCUCUAUAAAAUGGGAUUACAGCAUUAUGACAUGCCAUAAAAACUCCCAGAAAGAAAUUUUAAGAUACAGACAAUGAGUCUGUAAAAACUCCAUAUUCUUUAAACCUCAAAGCAGAAGCUAGGAAAUAGUACACAUGACAAGACCAAAUGAUAUAGAAAUUUCACCUCAUUUCUCAAAACAUGUAUAGUGCCUUAAUAUAAAACAUGUAGGUAAGCACUAUUUAAUGAAUGCAAAAAUAAAAAUACAGAUAAAAAAUGAGGUUCUAUGAGGAUAUAACCACAAAGGGGUGUUUUACAGUGCAGUUACAGCUUGAUGUGGGUACAUGUAGUGUGACAUGAAUGAACAAGAUAUUUCAUGUCAUUAUCUGCAGAAGGUCCCCAAAGUGGAAACAUUGUUGUAAGAAAUAAGAUGGAAAUUUUGUGAUGUGGGAGGACACACUAACUUUAAAUUUCUCAGAAGUACAAUAUUUGUAAUUUUCAUCUUCCAACAAUCAAGAUCAAAAUCCAGUAACACACUACACACACUUCCUCCAUCUUUAUUGUUGUCCCUCAUCUUUUCUUGUUAAAAAUUUAUAGUGUUUCAGAUUUCAUGAAGAAAUUGACAGCAGAUAAGAGGACUUGUUAAGGAAAAAGUCAGAAUGUCUUGGAAGGUUAUUCAGCUUCUGGACACAAAUGAACCAUCAGCAACCAUCAGCAUAAACAAAUUCUUCUACACUUUCUUCUUAACCAUGUGUACCAAACAUUUCAUAUUAAUUUUACAUUAUGAUGCUCUUGGAAAUAAUCUGCUGACUAGUUACUUAAAUGUUCUUACUGAUGAUAUCACUUUAUUUUCCUGCAAACCUCUGUCUUAUUCAGCCCAUGUCUCUAUACUUGCAGUCUUCUUAUCCAUGCUUUCAUGUUUGCAAAAAAAAAACUAAUGCAUGCAAUUAUUUCACUGUUAAUGGAGUGGAGGGCACUAUUAUCAGCCAUUUACAAAACUGUCAGUUCUUUAAAGCUAAUUUUUUUUUUUUUUUUUUCAGUCCUCAGCU
Molecule: messenger RNA, 20182 nt
Organism: Scylla paramamosain (green mud crab)
Lineage: Eukaryota; Metazoa; Arthropoda; Malacostraca; Decapoda; Portunidae
Product: phospholipase DDHD1-like
Exons: 11
Coding region: 281-3526 (1081 amino acids)
Cellular component (GO): cytoplasm
Molecular function (GO): metal ion binding; glycerophospholipase activity
Source: RefSeq, a predicted model, not a curated record